Messenger RNA from Raphanus sativus (radish), 1966 nucleotides. RefSeq lists its product as uncharacterized. The coding region runs from base 32 to 1684 and encodes 550 amino acids. The transcript is spliced from 3 exons. The record is from RefSeq and is a predicted model, not a curated record. NCBI's taxonomy places the organism in Eukaryota, Viridiplantae, Streptophyta, Magnoliopsida, Brassicales, Brassicaceae.
AAAGGUUUUGGAUUUGUGAUUUUAAUUUCGAAUGAAAAAAAAAGAAACGGAAGAGGAAGAGUUUACGUUGUGCAACUUCUUCUCUGUGGGAGUUUCUAUUUAUUCUCUGAUUAUACAGAUUUAUCGAGUCGCCACCGUUUCUCUGGAGAAGGAUUGUAAACUAACUCGCAGGGUGAAAUUAAAAAUGCGUUGCGAGGAGGUAAGAAGUUGGACAUUUCCAGGUUUGGUGGCAGCGUUUCUCGAUCUCUCCGUAGCUUUCUCGCUGCUUUGCGCCUCUUCUCUCGUUUAUCUAACCUCCAAGCUGCUCGGUGUCUUCGGUCUGAGCCUCCCCUGCCCUUGUGAUGGCAUGUUCAGUGACCCUCGUAAGAACAAGUGUUUCCAAGAGACUCUAGUGAAUCUUCCCGUGAAAAAGAUCUCUUCUGUGCAGAGAUCCGUGAUGAAUACAACACCUUUUGAUGUGGGUGGUAAGAAGAGGAAAGGAGAGGGUAGUAGACACGUUGGGUUUGAGAAAGAGGUCGUCUUUAGUACUCCUUCUUGUGUGAAGGAGGUUGAGAAUGCUUCGUGCUUCGAUCUUUUAACCUCGCAGAGUUUAAAGAAAGGGAGUUUUAAUGUCAAGAAGAGUAAGCGUCUCAGCUUCCAUAGGUCCCCUCCUUAUGGUCAAAGUAAGCACUCUCCCCAAUCACCAGAGAGGACACUUUCAUGGGAGGGAGAGGGUACAUGCACUUCCCCCCCUGUGGAUCAGCCUAAUGAGACUCUUGAACAGGUGUUGAAGGAAGAACGAGCUUCUCGCGCUGCAUUAGCUCUUGAACUCGAGAAAGAGAGAAAUGCUGCGGCGACUGCUGCUGAUGAGGCUUUGGGUAUGAUACUGAGGCUGCAGGAAGAGAAAGCGUCGAUAGAGAUGGAAGCUAGGCAGUAUCAGCGGAUGAUAGAAGAGAAGUCAGCUUUUGACGCUGAGGAGAUGAGCAUUCUCAAAGAGAUUUUGCUGAGGAGGGAGAGGGAGAAACAUUUCUUGGAGAAAGAAGUUGACACCUACAGACUAAUGUUCCUUGAAACUGAGCAGCAACCUCUUCCCAACACUCCAGAUCCAAAACAGACGACUGACUCUUUUGGAUUUGAUAUCUUCACUAAUCAGACGGACAAUGAGGUGAAUGGAGUAGACCAAGAUUCAGAGAUAGAGGAAGGCAUUUCAUUUCCAGAACCAGACUCUGAGUCCAAGAAGGUUGGUGAGGAUUGUUGUGUACAUGAUAUCCAUGUGGUCAAAGAUGAAGACAACGAAGUGCAACUGAAUGUUCCUUCGGACCAUAUGGUUCGGGAUCUUCUCACUCUGGAUAGAUCACAAAGUGUUUUAGGUACAACAAGUUAUGGACUUCCACCGGCGUUUCCACAAGGACAAAGGAUCAUGUCUCCAAAUAUGCGCAGAAACUCAAUGUCAGCUGUUGACUAUGAAAGACUUAAAAUAGAAGGUGAAGUUAGUUUGCUGAGAGGACGUUUGAGGGCUGUGCAGAAGGGAAGAGAGAAGAUCAGUUUCUCUUCCAAGGAACAGAGCAAAUCGCAGGUGCAACGUUUUGGAGAUAAAACAAGUCGGUUCUGGGAGGCUAAAGGAACGGGACCUAUCGACUCUUCAAGCCCUUCUUCCACAAUGGUAAAAGCAAUGUCUAUGUCAUUGGACCUGCAUAGCGCUUGAAAGUCGAAACUACAAGGUAUGAAUUUUUCUCGCAUUACGCAACACAAAUAUAACAGUAUGGGCAACACAAUGUCUGCCAAACUCUAAUGUGGUUUUUGCUUGGAGUACGUUUUCUGUUGGGAGUUUUUGUUUCAAACAUUGUACUAUAAACGGUAUCGUUUCGGAACAAAAUAGGGACGCUUUUGUGGUGGUCUUUAAUUAAUAACGGUGUGAAUACUUUCUCUUUUCCAUCUUAAUGACAUUUGCCUUUUUUCUAUUUUUGUGAUAAGUGAUAACCCUUGA